AUGGUCAAGAAGAGAAAGAACAAGUACGAAUUCCUACCCAAUUUCCCACGCAUGCGCAUCGCUACGAUUUCGAGCUCGCCCCUUGACGACGACGGCCGCAACAAGAAGGGCCGCGGCCACGUCAACCCUAUUCGCUGCAGCAACUGCGCUCGCUGCACCCCCAAGGAUAAGGCCAUCAAGCGCUUCACCAUCCGCAACAUGGUUGAGUCUGCUGCUAUUCCUUUGCUAACAUUGUGUCCUGCAGGUGACAUCUCCGAUGCCUCGGUUUUCGCCGAGUACACCGUGCCCAAGAUGUACCUUAAGCUGCAGUACUGCGUCUCUUGCGCCAUUCACGGCAAGAUUGUCCGGCCGGCGUAUGUGCUUCAGAUGAACCUUGGCGCAUUUGAAAAACAACACUCCUCCAAGUAUUACCCCCGGCCGAGAGAACAAUGCGCUAACAGUGACAUCUGCAGUGUCCGAUCCCGCGUCGGCCGCCGCAACCGUGCCCCCCCUCCCCGUGUCCGUUUCAACCGCGAUGCCAAGAAGGUCACUCCUACUGCCCCUAAGGCUUAA
Cordyceps militaris CM01 is the source of this 552-nucleotide messenger RNA. Its product is annotated as 40S ribosomal protein S26E. Gene Ontology annotation, cellular component: ribosome; cytosolic small ribosomal subunit. The transcript is spliced from 4 exons. Bases 1 to 552 code for a protein of 183 amino acids. The record is from RefSeq and is a predicted model, not a curated record. Gene Ontology annotation, molecular function: mRNA binding; structural constituent of ribosome. Gene Ontology annotation, biological process: translation. Lineage: Eukaryota; Fungi; Ascomycota; Sordariomycetes; Hypocreales; Cordycipitaceae.